Messenger RNA from Musa acuminata AAA Group (dessert banana), 1053 nucleotides. RefSeq lists its product as uncharacterized. The transcript is spliced from 8 exons. The record is from RefSeq and is a predicted model, not a curated record. Gene Ontology annotation, cellular component: cytoplasm. Bases 259 to 879 code for a protein of 206 amino acids. Lineage: Eukaryota; Viridiplantae; Streptophyta; Magnoliopsida; Zingiberales; Musaceae. Gene Ontology annotation, molecular function: magnesium ion binding; 5'-nucleotidase activity.
GCCCGACUAAACUCCAGGCGAGAAGCCUGAUCGUUUGUCCUCUAUUCUCCCUUGUUAAUGCAAUCUCAGUGUUUGAUCUAUUGCCCAUUACUUGUAACUUUUAGGUGAUUGCCGAUUUUGACGGCACGCUCACGAGCUAGCAAUGGAUUGCUACAGCAGGGGAACGCGGAGUAUGAUGCCAAGAGGCAGGCGCUGUAUGAAUACUAUCAUCCCUUGGAGAUCUCGCCAACCAUUCCCAUCAAGGAGAAAACGAAACUGAUGGAAGAAUGGUGGGAGAAGACACAUGGUCUUCUAAUCGAGGGAGGCCUUUCCUUUGAUGCAAUAAAGAAAUCUGUCUCUGAGGCUACAAUUGCUUUUAGAGAUGGUGUUGUUGAGCUGUUUGAGUUAUUGGAGGAACUAGAUGUGCCUGUCCUUGUCUUUUCCGCAGGCCUUGCAGACAUCAUUGAAGAGGUUUUUAGGCAGAAACUACAUAGAUCUUUCAAGAAUAUCAAAGUUGUUUCCAACAGAAUGGUUUUUGAUGAAAAAGGCUGCCUUGUUGCCUUUAAAGGAAAGACAAUUCAUGUGCUAAACAAGAAUGAGCAUGCAUUGGAUAUGGCUACUCCUAUUCAUGACAAAUUCAGGUAUCCUAAUGGAUAUAAUCCUGAUAGUGUCUUGAUGAAGCAAAGAACUAAUGUGUUACUUCUUGGAGAUCAUGUUGGCGAUCUGGGCAUGUCUGAUGGUCUGAGUUAUGAAAACCAGAUAGCAGUUGGAUUUCUGAAUAAUAAUACAGAGAUGUCCUUCAAAAGUUACCUUGAUGCAUUUGACGUUGUAUACCUGAAUGAUGCAUCCAUGAGAGGAGUUGUUGAGCUCGUAUCUCAAUUGUGUGCAGAGAAUCAAUGAUAUAAAUACAUUAUGUGUAUGCAUUUAAUCAUGUUCUUAUCAUUUCCAGUUACAUACUUUGUCAUCUUUUCAAUUUUCCUCUUAUUUUUUACUUUGAUGAGAAGCAAAGUUAUCAUAUGAGAUGUUGAACAGAAAUUAUAUCUUCUAGAUUAAAUACAUAAUUUUUCUGGUACA